Molecule: messenger RNA, 2114 nt
Organism: Galleria mellonella (greater wax moth)
Lineage: Eukaryota; Metazoa; Arthropoda; Insecta; Lepidoptera; Pyralidae
Exons: 10
Coding region: 171-1832 (553 amino acids)
Biological process (GO): glutathione metabolic process
Cellular component (GO): cytoplasm
Molecular function (GO): glutathione dehydrogenase (ascorbate) activity; glutathione transferase activity
Source: RefSeq, a predicted model, not a curated record
AAGUAGGUGAACGAUUACUUUUUAAAUUAUUUGUGCUUUACUUUUUCACCUCGUUGAACACACAAUCAUUACAUUUUAUCGUUCUUUCCUGUUGCAGUCACGAGUAAAAGUUGUUACACACUAACAUUGGUAUAAUUUAUAUCGUAAAAGGAAUUUGAUUUGAUUUUAAAAUGUCUGAGAAGCAUUUACAAACCGGUGAUGUUCUACCUCAAUAUAGUGGAAAAUUGCGCCUUUUCGCAAUGAGAUUCUGCCCUUACGCUGAAAGAAGUGUUUUAGUCUUGAAUGCUAAAAAUUUGCAGUAUGAUUUAGUGUUUAUAAAUUUGGAUCAUAAACCAGAAUGGUUAUUUAACUUCAGCCCCAAAGGUACUGUGCCAGCACUAGAGUAUGAGCAAGGCAAAGCAAUAUUUGAUAGCAACAUCAUCAAUGUGUACUUGGAUGAAAAAUAUCCAGAUGUGCCAUUACAAUCUUCUGACCCACUUCGCAGAGCUCAAGACAAAUUGGUGGUUGAGAACUUCUCUGCUGCUCAAUCAGCAUAUUACACAGCUGCCUUCAAUGCACCAGCCCUGCAGCCCUCCAUGGUUGAGAACUAUCACAAAGGAUUGAAUGGACUACAAAAGGAAUUAGAGACACGCGGUACUAAAUAUUUGAAUGGAAAUGAGCCUGGUUUAGUUGAUUACACAAUUUGGCCUUUCUUGGAACGUUUUGAGGCUCUUCCUUUGCUUGGUAAAUCAGAAUUUGCAAUUGACAAGACCAAGUAUGGAAUUUUAACAACCUAUAUUGAGGCAAUGAAAAAUGUGCCUGCUGUUAGAGCUUAUCGUCUAGCUCCAGAGACUCAUGCUAAGUUCACUGAAUCACGAGCUAAAGGUGACCCUGAUUACAACAUGCUGGAUUCAAGUGAUGUUUGCUGUAUGCGUCCCAGGAAGAAGAAGGAAUAUAUCAGUGCCCCCACCAUAAUAUUUGAAAUGAUAAUAUCAACAUUUAGCUUCGCAGUUCAUGUUUUAAUGACGUCGUUUAGAGUGCUUAGACCAGUAGCUCGUUUACUAGGAUACGCGUCUUACCAAACCAUGGCUACCAAAGCGGUCAAGGGCAAUGUCAACUUCAAUACAAGACACUUGGCUAAAGGUGAUCCGCUUCCUCCAUACAAUGGCAAAUUGCGUAUUUACAACAUGAGAUAUUGUCCGUACGCGCAACGGACUAUACUAGCAUUGAAUGCCAAACAGAUUGAUUACGAGGUUGUCAACAUUAACCUAGUAAACAAACCGGAAUGGUUGCCCACCAAAAGUGCAUUUGGUAAAGUGCCCGCUUUGGAAAUCGAAGAUGGAGUAAGUAUCUACGAAAGUUUGGUGACCGUGGAGUACUUGGAUGAUGUAUAUCCACAAAGGCCACUAAUACCCAAAGAUCCGGUGAAGAAAGCUUUUGACAAAAUUAUAAUCGAAGCUAUAGGACCCAUUUCUGCGAUCUUCUACAAGCUAUUAAGAAGUCCAGAUUCCAUAGUUGAAGAUAACUUCACUGCGUACUAUAAGGCGUUAGAUUUUAUUGAGGAGCAAUUAAGAAAAAGAGGCACUAAAUUCUUGGACGGUGAUCAACCUGGUUAUGUUGAUUACAUGAUUUGGCCCUGGUUCGAAAGGAUUUUACAAUUGGAUUUGGAUGAAAGAAUUAAAAUAAGAGAAGAAAGGUAUAAGUUACUGGUGCCGUAUUUCAACCGAAUGUUUGAAGAUCCCGCUGUUAGUCAAUACCUAAUUCCUGCUGAAAUAUUGCGAAAGUUUUUGAGCGCCUAUACAUCGGGAGAUUUAAAUAGCAUUAAUUACGAUUUACUGUUGACUGAAAAUUAACUUACUUGUUCUUGAUAGUUCAACUAUUUUUUUUUAAUCAUUAUAGAUUGGCAUAAGACCACAUUAUAUUUAUUAUUACUGUAAGACUAUGUUAUUUUGUUAAUAUUUAUUUUACUUCAUCUAGGUUGCUGAUAGAAAGCAUUGUUUAGUGAUAAGGUUCUCUUGUGUCUACAGACAGAUAUAUAAAAUAUUUUUAUGGUAAGAUAAAAACCGAAGAUACAGUUGUUAUGUUCAAUUAAUACACCAUAAGAAAACAAUAAAAUAAAUUUAGUUUAUAAACUA